Messenger RNA from Periconia digitata, 2646 nucleotides. The record is from the annotation of a GenBank genome assembly. NCBI's taxonomy places the organism in Eukaryota, Fungi, Ascomycota, Dothideomycetes, Pleosporales, Periconiaceae.
AUGGUAAUACCAGUUCAAGAGGUUGGGAGGGUGUACAGACAGGGUGAUGGGGGGGGGGAGCAUAUUAACGGUUCGCCUAAUCGGGCUAGCUCCCAGGGCGAGUGCCUACAAAGGCCCAGCAGCAUACCCUCUCUACGUACAAAGCCAUCGAUAUCAGUGCUACUUACCACUGGCGCAACUCAUUUCUCAUUCAUCUCCGCGAGCAAGAUGGCGAACAAGGACAAGUCCGGCAAAGACCAGGCGGUGGUGCUGCGCAAGUUUGGCAUCAACGAGACAUACCAACUAGCUAUGUACCUACUAGACCAGUAUCGUAGCACUGUUCUCUCAUGUCGCUAUGUGCUGCCGCCACGUCUGGCCGCAGAGUCCCGCUCCCAAAUUGAGAAGGUCAUCAAGGCUGCCGUCGUGGAUACCGUCUUGAGGCAUCCCAUGAUGCAGGUCGGCAUGAUUGACGGCACCUCCAAGACUCCGUCGUGGAUUCAGCUGCCGAGUCUCGACCUGGCCCAACUGAUCCACUGGGUUUAUCUGGACGGAGCAACAGACGGAAAGGAUUUUGACCAGACAGUCCAAGACACCUUUGGCCUUCAACUUGACGAACGGUUCCCGGACCUCGACACGUGGGCCACGCUGCCCGGCUGGAAGCUCACCAUCAUCCGCCAAGCCGAUGCUCCAACCUUGGAGGUCAUGCUCGCAUUCAACCACCCGCAGUUCGAUGGUGCAGGCGCCAAGGUCUGGCACGAAGACUUCUUCGAUGCCCUCAAUGCCGCAAGCGCUAACAAAGGUACAUACGAGCGGGUGGGCCUGGAUGGCGAUAUCCUCACGCUACCGGACGAGCCCCCCAUGCUCCCAGCCCCGCUCGAGACCUUGCGGAGUCUCCCACUGGACCCGAAGUUCUUCAUCAAAUCCCUUUGGGAGGAGUUCCGGCCUCAAUUCCUCAAUCGAUUCAGUCGCGAUGCCACACUAGCGUCGUGGUGCCCGAUUCGAGACACACCCUACAAGACCCAGUUCCGGGCUUUCUUCCUCGAUAACGCUUCACUAUCUGCGCUUCUAGCCGUGUGCCGUAAAAACAAGACUACAAUCACCGGUCUGCUGCAGGGGUUAUCCCUCGUGGCGUUUUCGUUGCGCCUCGACGCCAAAAGCGCCCCAGGCUUCCAGAGCUCCACCGUCGUCGACCACCGCCGGAAUCUCCCAGACGCCCCACCAAACGCUCCAUGGGGGUCCUCGUCCAAAGCCGUCGGAAAUUUUGUGACCCAGCUCCUGCAUCGAUUCGAGACCGAGGCAGUGUCGCGCAUCCGCUCCAAGCUGCCCCCAGCAUGUGACGGCAGCACGUCGAUUGACCUCUCCGCCGAGCUCCAGGACGAGCUGUGGGCGGUGUGCGCGCAGAACCGACGCGAGAUAGCCGCAAAGGUGCAGGACGGGCUGCGCAACGACGUCGUGGGCCUGUUCCAGUACGUGACGGACUGGAAGAAGACGAUGAGCGACAUGGCCAGCCGGACGCGCCAAUUCUCGUGGCUGGUGACCAACGUCGGCGUGCUGGACGGAGCGGCAUCCCCCGAACACGCAGCGCCCGACGACGAAGGCUGGAGAUGGUCCAUGGAGCGCGCGCAGUUUGGCCUCAGUGCCGAGAUUCCCGCUGCCGCUAUUGAGAUUUCGCCCGUUAGUGUAAAGGGCAAAGGCAUGUGCGUCGGCGCGGAUUGGCCGGAUAAUGCUGUCGACGCCGCGUUUGGGCUGCGCAUUAUGGAGGACCUUGAACGGUGGAUGCGUCAGCUCGCUGCUUUGCCAUUGUAGUAAUCACUACAACGCCGCUGCAAUUCAAUUCAUCCAUCACCAACUUCCCCCCAAAUCCCCUCAUCACCAUCACGUCAGUCGUCGUACAAACAAAUUCCAUUUUCCUCACCGCCGGUCAUUGAAAUUAGGUUUCUCUUGACCUUUCCCCAAGCUUUCGUGUAUGCGCGCAUGUGCGCCGCGUGCACCGCUGAUCAGUCGUCUCACAUCUAUACGUGCCGCAAAGUCGGCCGACGGGCCCGUAGGAUGCUCAUGUCUCACCGUCCCUCUCUCUAUCUUUGUCCUUUUCUCGCUCUGCACUACCUUGCUUACCAUGUACAACGUUCCUCCACCUCGUCAUACACACUCAUCUCACCCAAACAACUCCUCUCGCCACACUCAAGCAUCUCCCCAUCCAUCCAUCCAUCAAUCACUCGAUGACAUGACAUGACACGCCACGCAAGGCCCCCGACUCACCCCAGCGUGCAGGGUCCAUCCCAUCCCAUGUGCUUACGUGCAUAUCAUAUAAUCCCUUACCCUUGCCCCUUACCCUGACCCAUGCUCGUCCCUUUCCCCCCCCCCCCCGGCCCCUGUCCGUCCCUUUCCACCCCUGCGCAAGCUCCGCGCACCCGUAUAUUAAAGUUAUACUUUUUUCCUUUCCUUCGCUUAACCUUUUUUAUUUUUCGGUCUCCGAAGGGGGGAUAUACGAAUGUGGGUUAACCGUUACGAGCACUCGCGUGGAUUGAUGAUGAGCAGGGAUCUUGCAAACUUGAUAAGGCUUCAGCUUUGAUGAGUGAUGAAAGAAGGACUAGACGGGAUCGAUCGGGGUAAAAAAAAAUUGUAUUAAAUAGGUAGAUGAAAUAUUUGAAAGAAUCAGGAACUUGC